This is a messenger RNA of Filobasidium floriforme, 2984 nucleotides long. RefSeq lists its product as uncharacterized. The transcript has 12 exons. Gene Ontology annotation, molecular function: zinc ion binding; SUMO ligase activity. Lineage: Eukaryota; Fungi; Basidiomycota; Tremellomycetes; Filobasidiales; Filobasidiaceae. Gene Ontology annotation, biological process: protein sumoylation. The coding region runs from base 387 to 2693 and encodes 768 amino acids. The record is from RefSeq and is a predicted model, not a curated record.
CGUUUGCACCCGUAUACAUCAAGUCAAUCCAACCUACUAGCUAGUCGUGUGGGGAGGUAUAUCGCCUCAUUCGUCGGGAAAAAAGAGCCACCGUCAACCAGCUCGGGAGGGCCGAUACCAACCGGAACGUCGACCUAGUAGCAACUUUUGCUUCUUCGCGACUUCGGAAUUUAUCGCCGCACAUAUAUAGAGAUCGAAUCACCUGUGAACACCAUCGACCACCUCUCAAGCAUCCGCCAUCUAUCCAGCAACCAGCAGCCUCUGUGUCCCGGAAUUAUACAUAGCUCACCGACCCGAUACCAGCACUGGAAGACGCACGAGCACGAGCAUUGGGUCUACCGACAUCCGGUAGUCUCAAGGUCCGGAUCCCGAAUCUCUUGCGCGAUAUGGCUUCAUAUUCGAGCCGAGGAGGAAUCGAUGCUACGCGGCAGAUUCCAGAAUCGUUCGCCAGCCUUGAACAAUUCCUCUCGGGGGAGAUUCACAUUCUCAAAAUACCACAGCUCCAAUCAUUGAUCUCCUACCUCAACAACACAUAUGGCAUGUACAUCAAGAAGAACCUCAGGAAGCAAGAACUAGUCGACAGCAUUUCUGCCGCUUUUCGGGAUUUUCGAUUGAAAGGAGAGCUGGAACGUUACAAGGCUUCCAAGGCAGAGUUCAACAAGAUUGCUUAUCCUCCUAGACCUACUAUGGGAGCGAGUUAUAACGGAAACGUGGGGUAUCCUGGGACGAGUUACCCUGCGAGAGUUGCGGGGACUGGAUAUGGCGGAUCUUAUGCUUCGGGGUCGAGUGCUGCUUCUCCCAACGCGAGGACUCCGGGACCGUUCAUGUUGAAAUGGAAGACGACCCCGGCAUGGAAGGCGAUCAGGGCGGUAUCAGAUUCGAUGGUGGUGAACGCGGUCGAGGAUGAUUCGCAGAAGAAGAUGACCAAGACGAUCAGCUUUCAGCUGCCGGCCGGUAUGGGCGAAGAGGUCAAGGCUGAUCCCGUGAACGGCAGGAGGAAGGCUCUAAGACUCUUUUGCACAUCCUCGGAACACUUCCCUUCUGCCGACCCAAAUGGCGUUGUCUUUAUGGAUUUUCCCAACAACUAUGAAAUCACCCUCAACUCGACGCAUCUCAAGCUCAGCAAGGGACUCAAGGGAAAGGCCAACUCGACUGCGCCCGUUGACCUCAUGCAGGGUACGGCGAUGAACCUGACUACCGGAGUAUACAAUCUCAUCAACUUUACACAUACGGGACCUACGCUGAACAAGAAGACCAAGAUUGCCAAGAGCUUCCGGUUUCAGGUCUGUUUGACCGAGAUGAUGAGCUCGGCAGCUAUGAAAGAGCAGGUUAUGACUCGAAAAAAGACGGCGCAAGAAGUGGUGCAACAGAUGCAAGCCAAGGUCGACGAGGAUGAUAUCGAGGUUGGAUCCGCUAGGAUGUCGCUAAAGUGUCCGCUAUCGUAUACUCGAAUAACCAACCCUAUGCGAUCAGACCUGUGUACGCACGUCCAAUGUUGUGACCUGGACUCGUGGAUGAUGAUGAACGAAACGACGCCAUGCUGGACCUGCCCAACUUGUGACCGCGAAUUGACACUAGAGCAGAUAUUUGUCGACGAGUUCUUUGCUUCUAUCCUCUCAACGUGUCCGGAUAGCGUGGACGAAGUCUUGCUCGAAUCGAACGGAGAUUGGCACACGGAGGACGGCAAAUAUGGCUCGGCAUCAUGGAAGGCGGCCAACCCGAAUGUACCACCGCCGAGCGCGAGACUGCUUGCUGGGUCGAACCAGCCCUCACGAACAGCUACUCCAGAGGUCAGGGUCAAGGUCGACUCGCCCGCUGUGGGCGGUCCGUCGGCACCUGCAAACGGGGGCUCGUCCACUCCAGCUCCCGCUCCUGCGGCGGGACCGAUCGAGAUCUUCGAGUUGUCGGAUUCGGAUGACGAUGAUGUGCAUGUGCCGUUGAAACGUGCCGCAUCGGUGCAUCGCCGCUCCGAGUCGGCGCUCGACGCUUUGACAUCAUCGGUCCCACCUCCUUCGGCCACGCCUGAUCCGAUCAGUGGAAAGGACGAGGAACACGCUAUCGAAAUCGACGACUCUGAUGACGAUGACGAGGUCGUACCCAUGAGCACGAACGCAAAGAGACCGACGUCUGAAAACGACUCUGGUACUAACGGCACGACCCGUGAUAACCGCGACGACCAGAACGGCAAACGUGCCAGGGAGACGUCCCCUAGCAGAGACCAGGGUAUCUACAAACGAACCAGGACCGACACACACCAAGCCCUGCCUGAGCUGCCACCAUUCCUAUCACCUUGGGAAUCACAUAGUCCGAUCGCGAGAUUCGACUGGAGCCCAUUGAACGAAUCUGUACCACCCCGUAGUGCUGGUCCGUCAUCCGAUCCUCAAUCGUCUGGCGGCUUGCGAUCCGUGCCUCUCCCAUCCAUGGCUUCGUCAUCUAGACCGACGCAACCCGACAAUGAUACGAUCCACGUCAAGCCUUACCGACCAGCUCAUCAUAGCCGUCCUUCAAAUGUCGCUACUGGCUCCAAUGGCUAUGGCAGCUAUGCCAGGCCCGAUGAUGCUGGACAAGAAGCGCGCUACAAACUGCCGUCAGCGCAUGGCACCUAUCCGCCUCUCUCCAAUGGCCAUGCCAAGACGGCAGUGGUACCUUCGAAACCGCAACUUCCACCGUCAUCGUCGUACAGCAAACCAUGAAGAUGGGAUCGAUGAUGUUCCUCAUAUGGUCUCAGCCUGGAGUAUUCCCAGCAAAGACACCUAGACGCAGCGUGGACAAGACCACGGCUCGGAUAUCGCUUGUACCCUCAGACUGGUUUGCGUCAACGAUGUGCUCAGCGAGGUUGCGGGCCUCGGAGUCAUUACAGCUACUAUCCUCUUCCCCUCGGAAGCGUCAUAUAAUGAAUUUCAAGAGCAUGGCAAACGUGCGCGAACAUGUAAUAUCGGUUGUAACGAUUAGACGAAGACGAACUAUGUCAUACGAAAUUGGAA